Molecule: messenger RNA, 906 nt
Organism: Sphaeroforma arctica JP610
Lineage: Eukaryota; Ichthyosporea; Ichthyophonida
Exons: 4
Coding region: 1-906 (301 amino acids)
Source: RefSeq, a predicted model, not a curated record
AUGCAAAUAUAUACCCAUACUCCCAUCUGUCCCUAUGGACAGGACCACGAGCUGCACGAGGUGAGGAAGUCCUUAUGUGUGGCUGAAGACGCUCUACACAACUGUGACCAGUGCACCGUACUGCGACUGCAACUGACCACUGCACAGGAGACUCUGUGUGACACCAAGGCUAAACUACACCAGCAACGUAUAGGCAGUUUGGAAAACCCUGAACUCCCUGAAACCCUACCCCAGCCUACCACGGGUGGGGGCAAUGAUACCAAGCCAAACCUUGACCGAAGUGAUAUCACAGCCCCAACACACGACCAGCGGACUGCAGCCGUUGGAGAUGACGGUGACAGCGGCGACUUGCGGGUGGCACUGUCGACUGUGGCACAGACGAAAAACCUAGCAAUCCUAUCCGGCCUCACCAACCAGGUGAACGCGUUAAAAAAGGACAACCAAGCGUUAAAAGCGUCGGUGCAGACCCUCAAACGCAAGGGCUUAGAGGAUAUCACCGCCGGGGCACUCAAAUUGCAAACCACGCACACCAACAACAACGCACAGGGGAGCAAGCGGACUAAGCUUGUGGACAUGCUGGCUGGAUCAGCGGGGAAGGGCGGGGCUGUAAACGUUGAGCAGCACGUGCUUAAACGACAUGGUAGUAUGUCUGCUGUGGUCGCAGUCUAUGUGUGUCCAGUGUAUUUGGUAUUGAGUUACAAUCCCAUGCGGGUUCCUGAGCAGCACAAGUCGACUGGGGAUUACAACUCUGAAGCAGGGCCACCGAAUAGAGGUCCCUUAUUGCAGGGCAGGCGAUUGUUUGGUGCAACAUUUGGGACAAAAGCAGCGACCAUUCGAGACAAGAAGGCAGCAUCAUCUGACAGAGCCAGGAGGACGGACGCUUUAAAACAGCUAGACAACGACUAG